CGCUAUGAUUCAGCCAGCAGUAUGUCUGAAUUUUCUCAGUCCUCACUUGGUAGUUUGGAUGAAAACGAGCUGCCAAAGAAUACUUGUCUUUGGUCAGUUGAUCUGAUCGAUAAAUUUGGAAUAAAAAAAGUGCAAACAAGUCCGUUCAAAUUGAUUUUGGAAGAAUGGCAUUUAGUCGAACUGAAUAAAGCUGAAUUAGCUAGAAUUGCUACGAUUGGUAAUGUAUGCGAUUUUCAUGGGUUUGAUUUCAAGUCAUUAGAGGAGAUACCUUACAAAGAAGAUAUGCCUUUUAGUAGAUUUGGAAAAGAGUGGUUUUAUUCAGCACCCUGUGCUGAACUUAAAUGUUUCAGUGACAAUCUUGAAGAAUUUAGGUUUCGUCUGUUUGAUUUCAUCAAGCAAAUACAGUCACCAAGGAAUAGAGAGAAUGAGGAACCAUUUGAAAUAGAGUACAACCAUCUCUUUGAGAGUUUACUCAAAUUAUUCGAAUUUAGAACAAAAUAUCAACCACAAUUUCCAAGAGGGCAUGCAACAUUAUUCGGCCAAGAAAUAUUUUCAAAAGCUGAUAUUAUUGGCCAAAAAUGUGAUGAACCAGAAGAAAUACUAUUUGUCUGUAAGGUGAAGAGAAAAUGUCCUGAUGAUGAAACAAAAUAUUCCCCAAUUAAGAAAAAGCUACGCUCCACAACAAAACUUGCAACUGUAACUGAGGAAGCAACUUCUAGCAUGAAAUUUAACAUUGGUAUCCCAUCAAAUGUGUUUGCCCAGCAUGUUGGUGAACUGCUUUCAUACAUGGAAAAAUCUGUGUUGAAUCAAGGACUCCUGGGGAUGGUCAUUCAAAAGACCAAUAUAAUGUUCACUUAUCUGAAAAUCAAACCAGCGAGCUACGAAAAAAUCAGGCGAAGGAAAAAACCAAGGUCUGUUAUGUUUGACCCAGCAUUGCAAGAAGAACCUGUACUUUUUUACACAGAUCAAUACAAUUUCUUAAAGACGUAUGAGCGUCAAGAAAUUUUCAAAGCAUUAAUUGCUGUGAAAAUGAUGGAAAGAAAAGUCAGUAGCACAUAAAGGAAAGGUAGAGACUGAACGUCUUUUUGUUUCAAAAUGUCUUCUUUUUUUUCAAACACCAUAACGAUGAAAAGGGUUACUUUUUAAAAUCACAAGUUGUAUGUUGAGUUUCCUUUUCUAUUUAGAUGUUAAACGCUACAGUCGUGAAAUUAUUUAAUCAAAUAUAUAAAUAGGAGGAAGAUCAUUUAAUGUCAGUUUGAUUAAGAAUACUAUGAAAUGUACAGGUCAAUAUUCAUGGAUUUGAAUAAAAUUGCUUUAAAUGCAGUUAUGGACUUCUGAGAUGGUAAAUAGGGUUUGAUUUUGACCAGGAAAAUAUCGGUUUUGACAAUGACUAACUUCUGAGGUGGUACAUAUGGUUUGAUUAUCCACAUUGAGCAAUGUUUCAUGUAUGCCUUUGUAUAACAGGGCUCAAAGUUGCAAGUUAUUAACGCUUUAUUAAAUUCUCAUUUCUGAUUUGGUGAGUAACAUUAAAAGCUGAUUGCCACACCAAGAUGGAAAAUAUUGUACUGGGUCAGUGUAAUUUUUUUUGCCCUGGUUUCAGACUUCAUUUGUAACAUUCAAGAUAGAAGAUAAAAAAACCCAACAAAAUGAUCUAGCCCUGAAUAUUGAUA
This is a messenger RNA of Saccostrea echinata, 1670 nucleotides long. RefSeq lists its product as uncharacterized. The record is from RefSeq and is a predicted model, not a curated record. Lineage: Eukaryota; Metazoa; Mollusca; Bivalvia; Ostreida; Ostreidae. The coding region runs from base 22 to 1059 and encodes 345 amino acids. The transcript is spliced from 5 exons.